This is a messenger RNA of Paramisgurnus dabryanus, 2739 nucleotides long. RefSeq names its product coiled-coil domain 110 molecular ruler complex subunit (gene cccdc110). The record is from RefSeq and is a predicted model, not a curated record. NCBI's taxonomy places the organism in Eukaryota, Metazoa, Chordata, Actinopteri, Cypriniformes, Cobitidae.
AUCUUAGCUGGUUUGGUUUAGUUUAAAUUCAGCCUCACCAGUGUAUUAAUGGAUGCUUUUGUUUGGGAAUUUCUUACGUUACAGCCAUUUGAGCAGAACUGGUUCGAUUCAAAACCAUUUUUAUAACGACUUUCCAAGCGCUUGGGGUUGCCAGAGUUGGUCCAGUCACUAUGGUGACAGACAUUUUAAAGAGUUUUGAACAAUGGGAUUUGUGUUGCACAGUAGGCUUGUGUUGCAGUUGGUCCGGAAAGCGGGAUUUCGUGCAACUACGUGUGAAGAUACUGUCCACUCAUUAAUAACAAUGGACCCAAGUGUCAAACGGACUAGAAGGUCUGCAUACAAGUGCAAACCUGACGGUGUUCAAACACGGCAGAAUUUGGAGAGACCUCUUUCUGAUAAGAUGGGCAUCCAUCAGCCAGAAUCCAUCGAUGGUGAAAUGCAAUCAAAUGACAAAGAGAUACUUUUAAGUCGCUGGAAAGAAGGACAAGAAUUAAUUUGUGCUGAAACACAGCAGGCUUCGGUGGAAAGUCUUGAAAACAGAUUCUUCAAAGUGCAUCGAAGUUUACUCCGAAACACAGCUGGGAUUGAUGAAGAUUUUAAUGAGCAGACAAUGAAAUCGCUGCAGAGGAUUAUAUCUGGACAAGGUUUAUUGAGCAAAGAAGCAGCUGUGAGUGCAAAACAUGAAGGAAAUUUAGAUCAGCAAACACAUUUCCAGAUGGACCAUAACACCUUCCACCUGCCCUUCGAUUACUUGAUUCGGUCCAAUUCAACAAGAUCGGUCAAAUGUUCCUCCAACCCUUCCAAAGUCAUUUUAAAAGACUCAUCAAAGUGUCGUGAAAAAAGCAGAAUCGACAAAAGUUUAUCUUUUAAAGGCAAACAUCUUGACUUCUUUGAAGUUGUAAAGGAACAACUGCAACAGAAAGACCUGGAAAAUCAACAUCUUGUCCGUUUAUUGAUGAUGAAGCAACGGGAACUGAAAGAUACGAUGGAGAUCUCCAAACAAAGAGAGAACGAAAUGCAACUUACUGCUGAAAAGCUGAAUUGCGAAGAACAGAAAAAUACAGAGAUCACCAAAAAGUUUGAUCGUACCUGUGAAGAUAUGAGAGAGGAACUUUCUGAAGCCAAAAGCAACAUCAAAAGCUCAGCCAAACAGCUCAAAGCAUUACUGGACAAAUACGAGCGACUCAAAACGCGUGCAAACGCAGUGAAGGACCAACUCAAAGUGGAGCUCGAUGAGAAAAAGAGCUCACAAAAAACACUGAAGAGGUUAAAGGAGUUAACUCAAGAAUUGAUCAGCAAGCAGAAACAUCUCGAGGAUGAGAGAGAUGCAACGGCGAAAGAUCUGUCUUUGUGCCGAGAGACCCUGCAGAUGAUGGAUGGAGAACACAAGAAGAACAUCUCCAUCAAACAAAGGCUGGAGGAGGAGCUAACAGCCACGAGAACUGAAUCUGAAAACCUCAGAGAUCAUUUAUUUAAAACACAAGAAAAGAAUAAAGGGCUGAUUCAAUUGGCUCGCUCCAAAGAGUCAGACAAAGAGAAAAGUUUAAAGGAAUCUCAGGACAUGAUCUCGAAAUUGAAUGCAGAGUUAAAGAAAUGCCAGAUGGAAGCGCAUCAGCAGGUGGAGGCCAUGAAACAUGAAUCUCAACAGAUUCACAACAAACAAAAAGUGGAGAUACUUCAACUGCAGGAGCAGCAGAAAGCAUGUCUGCAACAGUCCGAUGCUUUGAGAGGAGAAUGUGAGACCUACAUGAGCAUGGUUAAAAAACUCAAGAUGGAAAAGCAGGUCAUUAUAGAAAAGCUGGAGAGCAUUCAUAAAGAAAAGAUCGUGUUGGAGAUGGCGAGUACGAAGGAGGGUGAAAGAUUGAAGGAGGCCAUCCGCUUGCUGGAGCGUGAGAGAAAGGUGCUGUUAGAAGAGAUGGAGGACUUGAGGAACGAUUACCUCGGCAUCAGUGACCGUAUCGCACAGAAAAUGGGCUACGUGGAUAAAGCUGAUCCUCCUAUGACCAUCACAGAUAUCACUACAAACCAUCAUAGAAGAGCACAAAAGAAGUUGUCACCUACUGAUGAUGUAAUAGAAGACAUACGAAGGAAACUGAAAGAGGAGAAUAACCAUCAGUCAUGAACUCAUCACAGCACAAAUUUUAUUACAAUAUUUCAUGUGUGCUGUUAGAUGCCAUUUUAUUGUAUUCUGGUGCCUUUAAAUUAAACAAUUGCUUUAUGUUCCGGGUCAUUUUGAUCUGAAAAACCAGUGAUUUUGUUCCUGAGAUUUUGUGACUUUUUCUCAUGAUUUAUGGCCAUGAACAUGCAUGCAAAUUUAGGAAACACUGAUAUGUUUUGAAAUGUACGCAAAUAAUUUUAUAACCAUUUUGAUGUUCGUGGGUCAGUUUGACCCACAUUUUUUUUCCCAGAGGUACAGACCCAAAUUAAAUUUGUAUUCAGUAUAUGUUGCUAUAUUUGUGUUUUACUAUCCUGAAAUGGGAAAAAAUGAUUCUCACUAUUUUCAGUACUGAAAAAGACCAGAUAGAUGGUAAAAGUGAGCUAUCAUUUUAAUUUACAAUGCAUAUAAAAUACCAUUUGUCUUUUCUUUCAGACACUUUGUGACUUCUCAUUUAGGGCCAUUAACAUGAAUGCAAAGCGAGAAAACACUGACAUGUUUUGAGGUGUAAAGAAAUAUCUUUUUUUAUGAUUUUGAUGUAGUUAAUUUGACCCAUAUUUUUUGUCUCAAAGCAACUGUAUAUA